Papilio polytes (common Mormon) is the source of this 4020-nucleotide messenger RNA. It is a transcript of the gene Vinc, whose product is annotated as vinculin. The record is from RefSeq and is a predicted model, not a curated record. Gene Ontology annotation, molecular function: actin filament binding. The transcript is spliced from 25 exons. Lineage: Eukaryota; Metazoa; Arthropoda; Insecta; Lepidoptera; Papilionidae. Gene Ontology annotation, biological process: cell adhesion. The coding region runs from base 120 to 2990 and encodes 956 amino acids.
UUUUCUGUUUUUCUUCCAGUUUGGUUGUGUUUUUUUAUUUGUGUUAUAAGAUUUUUAAGUGUGUUUUUUUGUAUUAAUUGUGUUCAUUAAUGUAAUUGGUGUGCUGGAAAGUGAUCAUAAUGCCGGUGUUUCACACGAAAAUUAUCGAGAGCAUUUUGGAGCCGGUGGCUCAACAGGUAUCUCGCCUGGUGAUUCUACACGAAGAAGCAGAAGAUGGCAACGCAAUGCCCGAUCUGGCACGUCCCGUGCAAGCCGUCUCCCUCGCUGUGAACAAUCUCGUCAAGGUUGGUCAUGAGACGAUCGAGUCGUCAGAGGAUGCGAUCCUCCGCCAGGAUAUGCCGGGCGCGCUGCGCCGUGUGGAGGGCGCGGCCACACUGUUGCAGCAAGCCUCGGAUAUGCUCCGAGCUGAUCCGUACUCCGGACCCGCGAGGAAGAAGUUGAUCGAAGGUUCCCGUGGUAUUCUACAAGGCACCUCGGGUCUUUUACUCUGCUUCGAUGAAUCUGAAGUCAGGAAAAUUGUCAAGGAAUGUAAAAAGGUGCUAGAUUACCUAGGAGUUGCGGAGGUGAUAGAUACGAUGGAAGACCUAGUUCAGUUCCUACGGGACAUCUCUCCCGCGCUGUCCCGAGCGGCUAGAGAGGUAGCGUCUCGGGCGGCGGAGCUGACGCAUCCACCUCACGCGGAGACACUGGCCCGCUGCUUGGAGAGUGUGAAGCAACUGGCGCCGCACCUCAUCUGCGCUAUGAAGAUAUACAUACAUAUUCUCACUGAAGGUGGUAAAGGCAUGGAGGAGGCGGCAGAGAAUAGAAACUACCUCGCGCAACGCAUGGGUGAUGAAAUACACGAAAUUAUACGAGUGCUUCAGUUAACGUCAUACAUAGAAGAUGGAGGAGAGAAGGACAACGUGGCCUUGCUGAAGGCUCUGCAAACACAAAUACAUACUAAAAUGGGCCCUGCGCAUGAAUUUCUUAAUGAUUCUUCAGCUCUGCGGAACAGUGUUCCUGAGCGGGCGUUCAGGUCGGUGCUGACGUCAGCGCAGCGCGCCGCGGACCACCUGGCGGCCGACCUCAGCGACAGCCUGCGCCGCGCCGUCAGAUCAGGAGGUAUAAAUGCGGACCAUUUGUGUGAUGAGAGGCAGUUGGGACGUGGGCGAGACUCUAAAGCUUUAAACCUGGCUUCCGAGUUACGUGGUCAGUUAAACGAAGUGGAGGGGAUAGUGAACGAGGGGGUGAGGGUUGCGGAGAAGCAGGGAGGGAAGACGUUACAGUCCAGACUGGAGAGCGCACACAAGUGGCUGCUGCAGCCGGCGGCGGACGCGCUCAUCCGCGCUGAAGGCCAGCGCGCCAUCGCCAGCGUCGUCUCACAGGGACAGAGGAUCGCGGAAGGUCUCCAGGGUCGCGAGAAGGCGGAGGUGCUGCAGCAGUGCGGCGACGUGCAGCGGCUCGCGGACAAGCUCGCGGACUUGUGCGCCAGCGGACAGGGACACUCCGAGGAGGCCAGGGCCAUCACCAGGGAGCUUUCAGAUAAGUUGCACGAGUUGAAGCGUUGCAUGGAGCGUGCGGUAGUCAACCGCGUCGUUGAGGACUUUAUCGACGUCGCGGCGCCGCUCAGACACUUCGCUGAUGCCGUUAAUGCACCUGAGGGCAGUCCGAACCGCGAGGCUAACUUCCUGGAGCGAGCGAGCGCGCUGCAGGCGUUCAGCGCGCGCGCGGCGGCCGCGGCGGCCGUGGUGGCGGCGGCGGCGCACGACAAGCGCCUCGCCGACCAGCUGCUGCACAACAAGAGGGAGGUAGAAAAGCUGUCGCCGCAACUUAUAGCGGCGGGAAAGAUCCGCUUACACUAUCCUGACAGCAAGGUGGCUGAAGAGCAUUUCAAUAACCUGAAGAACCAGUACGCGGACGCGGUGCUGCGUGUGAGGGACUUGUGCGACCAGGCUGUGGAUCCUCUCGACUUCGUGAGGACCGCUGGUGAAUUGAUGCAGAAACACACAUAUCUAUGUGAGGACGCGAUACGCAACAACGAUGCACAGAAGAUGGUAGAUAAUACUUCUGCAAUCGCUAGGUUGGCGAACCGCGUGCUGCUGGUAGGCGGUGCGGAGUGCGACAACACGGAGGACGGGGAGUUCGGGCGCGCGCUGGCGGCGGCGCAGCAGCGGCUGCAGGCCAGCAUCGCGCCCGCCGUGCGCCUCGCCAAGCGCGUCGCGCUCAGCGACCGCGCCGCCGUGCCCGCCUGGCGCAGCGCCAACACGGAGAUAAUGAGUGCAGCGAGCGAGGUGGAGGCCGCACUGUCGCGGCACGCGCCCGCAGACACACUGGCGGCGCUGGGGGCGCUGCGCCUCAGCGACACGCCCCCGCCCCGCCCGCCGCCACCCGCGCCCGCCCCCGCGCCGCACGGCCCCGCCCCGCCGCGCCCCCCGCCCCCAGAUACUGACGACGAGGGAGAGGACAUAUUCCGUCGUCAACCGCAUCCCAGCCAACCGAUUUUGGUGGCCGCUCACAACCUGCACCGCGCAGUGCGCGAGUGGUCCUCCAAGGACAAUGAGAUCAUCGCCGCGGCAAAGCGCAUGGCCAUCCUCAUGGCGCGCCUCUCCGACCUCGUGCGCUCCGACUCUAAAGGUAGUAAGCGUGAAUUGAUUGCCACCGCGAAGGCGAUAGCUGAGGCCUCAGAGGAAGUGACCCGUCUGGCGAAGAAACUGGCCCUCGAGUGUACUGACAAGAGGAUCCGUACUAAUUUGCUGCAAGUCUGCGAGAGGAUCCCUACUAUUGGAACUCAGCUCAAGAUCCUGUCCACUGUGAAGGCCACCAUGCUCGGAGCUCAGGGUAGCGAAGAAGACCAAGAGGCGACAGAAAUGCUUGUCGGGAACGCUCAGAACCUCAUGCAGAGCGUGAAGGAAACUGUAAAGGCGUCAGAGGGCGCCUCCAUCAAGAUCCGUACCGAACAGGGCGGGUACCGUCUGCGCUGGGUACGCCGCUCCCCGUGGUACCAGAUCUAGACUGGAUCGUACCAAAUCACCGCCACCGUACCAGAUUUACACACGAUCUUACUAAAUCUAGACUCAUGUGUACCAGUUCUAGACUGUAUCGUACCAAUUUUUACCAUCUUUGUACCAGAUUUACACACGAUCUUACUAAAUCUAGACUCAAUCGUACCAAGUUUUACCACCUUCGUACCACAUUUAUGAACGAUAUUACUAAAUUUAGACUUAGUUGUACCAGAUCUAGACUGGAUCGUACCAUCAUCAAUUUGGUACGAAAACUAUAUACUGCAGAUAUAUUAUAAAGUUAAAUGUACUUUCAUAUUUAAAAUGAAAUAAUAAAAGUCCAUAAAACCGGUACUAAUUUAUUUGUAUGGAAAAUUCUAGAAAUAUCAAAAUUAGUUCGAUAUUUCUCACAAAAAGUACAUAAGUACAAAAUACUAGAUAUAAAAUCUUCUAGAAAAGUGAAUUUUCUUAGCCAAUAAUAAUUAGAAGUACAGAAAAACCUCUAUAUCAUAAUUUAAGGUUGUUUCAUUGACAGCUAUAUACAGUACAUAAUAAAUAAUUACUUAUUUUAUAAUAAUAAAUUGUAUUUUUGUAUGAAAUAUGGAAAAAAUGUGACACUAACACUUGCUAUCUCGUUCUUUUUAAUUAUCUAUGACUCCUACGUAAACUAUGAAAUAUUGUAAUGCAUAAAAUAAACAUAAGAGAACAUUUAAUUCUUAUCUUACUAAAAAACAAAAAAAUAAUAACUAUCAAGUUAAUUUAAGAAUUGCUUGAAGACGAAAAUAACCGAAUUUUGGUGCGUUUUAAAGAAAAACUCAAAUUUACAUAGUUUUACUGAAAAAAAGUGUUUAUCGUAGAUAUUCUGCAUCAAACAUAAAAAAACAAUUAAAUUUAGAACUUUUUUGAACAAAAAAAAUCAGUUAAAAACUCGACUUAUAAUAGUGUACAUAGGAGUCAUUGAAAUGAAAGAGAUAGCACAUAUAGUGUUACCACUUUGUGUAAUUUACGAACAUGUUUGUACAAACAUUUGGCACAAAAAAAA